AUGAGUAGCAUCGGAGGAACCAAGUAUCCGUCGCUGGCAGGCGAGCGUGAACUGCCGCACUUUGCCAAGCGCGACACGCUGUUGGCGUCGGCAAAGGCCGGUGCUGUUGGUGCGUUUUUCGGUCUGAACGUCGUGCUGGUCAAAAAUUCUCUGGGCCCAUCCCGCACUCUACUGGGCGGUCUGCGCGGCUCCAUGGCGCCUGUUGCGACCUACGCUCUUAUUGGCGCUUCAUACACGUUUGCUGAGGCCGUAAGCGCAAACCUGCGUGGUGAGGAGACCGCGGCUAACGCAUUUGCUGGUGGUGCUGCUGCCGGCGCCAUCGCCGGGGCUUCCCUGCGGGGUUCUGUGGCCAAAUCGCUGGGUGGUGCGCUCAUUCUGGGAACUGUUGCUUCCGCCUUCGAGUGGGGCUUCAACCGCGGCCACGAGCAGUCUAUUUUGGGCUCUGAUACCGUCAACGUGCCCAUCACCGAGGAGCACCCUCGCCAGGGCUUCUGGGAGCUCGUUCAGCGCCGUCCGCUUUCACAAACUAUUGAAGAGCUCGGCGAUCUUGCCAAGCAGUUCGUUCGCGAUUGA
Wickerhamiella sorbophila is the source of this 573-nucleotide messenger RNA. RefSeq lists its product as hypothetical. Lineage: Eukaryota; Fungi; Ascomycota; Dipodascomycetes; Dipodascales; Trichomonascaceae. The transcript has a single exon. Bases 1 to 573 code for a protein of 190 amino acids. The record is from RefSeq and is a predicted model, not a curated record. Gene Ontology annotation, biological process: mitochondrial respiratory chain complex I assembly.